This is a messenger RNA of Triticum dicoccoides, 1423 nucleotides long. Its product is annotated as cinnamoyl-CoA reductase 1-like. The record is from RefSeq and is a predicted model, not a curated record. NCBI's taxonomy places the organism in Eukaryota, Viridiplantae, Streptophyta, Magnoliopsida, Poales, Poaceae. The coding region runs from base 44 to 1066 and encodes 340 amino acids. Gene Ontology annotation, molecular function: oxidoreductase activity, acting on the CH-OH group of donors, NAD or NADP as acceptor. The transcript has 5 exons. Gene Ontology annotation, biological process: lignin biosynthetic process.
UGUUGAAGGGUUAACUAAAAGAUUUGCGACAUAGGGGGUCGCCAUGGCUUCCUAUUCGGAGAAGCAGGCCAACGACAAGGGUGAGAAACAUCAUGAGCUAGUUUGUGUGACUGGGGCAGGAGGCUUCAUUGGUUCAUGGGUGGUGAAGGCGCUCCUCCUCCAUGGCUACCGUGUCCGGGGAACUGCCAGAGACCCCGCUGAUCACAAGAACGCGCACCUGCUUACCCUGGAGGGAGCCCAGGAGAGGUUAGCCUUAUGCCGCGCCGAUCUCCUGGACCGUGACAACCUCUGUUCAGUGUUCAGCGGAUGCCAUGGCGUUUUUCAUGUCGCCUCCCCGAUCUCGGAAACCGACCCUGAGCUCAUGGUGGUCGCCGUGGAGGGAACCAGGAACGUGAUCAACGCGGCGGCUGACGCGGGCGUGCGGCGUGUGGUGUUUACUUCCUCCUACGGCGCCGUGCACAUGGAUCCCAACAGGAGCCCGGACACGGUCGUGGAUGAGACGUGCUGGAGCGACUAUGACUUCUGCAAGGAGACUGGCAACAUGUACUGCUGCUCGAAGAUAAUGGCGGAGAUCACGGCGAAGGAGGAGGCGGCCAACAGGGGGCUGGACCUGGCAGUGGUGGUGCCGUCGAUGACGAUCGGCCCCGCGCUGCAGCAGAAGCUCAAUCUGGGCAUCGCCUUUAUCAACCGCUACCUCACGGGCGCCAAGAAGACCUGCCCCAACGCCGUGGCCGGCUACACCGACGUCCGCGACGUUGCCCGCGCCCACGUCGUCGUCUACGAGCGCCCGGACGCACGCGGCAGGUACCUCUGCAUGGGCGCCGUGCUGCACCGUGCCCAUUUCCUCCAGCUGCUCCGAGACCUUUUCCCGCAGUACCCCAUCACCGACAAGCAUGAAGAUGACGGCAAGCCGAUGGCCAAGCCGUACAGGUUCUCCAACCAGAGGCUGAGGGGCCUCGGGUUGGAGUUCACUCCCCUCAAGGAGAGUUUGUACGACAUGGUGGUAUCCCUGCAGCAGCAUGGUCACCUGCCUGUUGUUCCGGGGCCAGAUGGUCCACGCCUCUAAACAAAAAAGAUGUGCAUUACUGCUGCAUUAGCCCAAUAUCAAUAAUGUGAAAUAAUACAAUAAUGAUCCAACAAUAACAAGCACGGUGUCUCGCCCUAUUGUUCAAUCAGAUUCCUCCUUCUGGUGAUUGUUCAAUCAGAUUCCCCCGAGGCCUUGCAGGCACUAUCAAAGUUCGGAAUGGACCGUCCGACACUUGGACAUGUGACAAAGAUUAGAUAAUUGAUGACAAAAAGUGAGUUUAUUCCACAAAAGAUUCAUUGAACAGAAUAGAGUGGCAGAACGUAUGGCAAACUAUAGUCACACAGAUUGUACUAUGUCGGUGUGGCUUAACCAAAAACCCACUUGUAUUGAGAAACU